AUUCGCUGGGAAGUUCGCACGAGUGUUUACAGUGUUAUUGUUGUCAUUGUUCACUGCAAUUUUCGAUAAUCACCUGAUUAGCUAAGAUCAUUAACAGAAGUGAGUGUACAUGGUGCCUCCCAACUCAUUUCACCUCCCCUGCACAUCGAUAAAUCCGCGUAUCCACACCUCUCCGGCCAAAAGAUGCACAAGAUAAGACUGUACGUGGUACCAGAGCAUGAGGAGACAACUGAGAAUGAUGAUCCCGAUGAUAUUGAUCCACCACCCAUGAUCCUACACCGUAGAAAUUCACGGCGUCCUGGUGCUGUGCGUGUUAACGUGAUUCAAAAAAGUGCCUCGAGUGAAACUAAUGAUCCCGAUAGAAGCCACCUCAAAGGACUAGACGUCAUAAAACAGGAUCUCCUGAAGAUGAAUAAACGAAACAUAACUAAUCAUGCAUCAGCCAAAGUGCCAUUACGUGCCACCUCUUUAUCAAAUGGUCGAGUACUUGCAUCACCCCGUAUCAAGAAGAUCGCCCACGAUCUCCAGGAGAAAAUGCUCCAGAGUUCUAGCUAUCGAACACGUAAAACCGAGAAUCAUCGCAAAAGUGGUCACGAUGGAUCAAAAGUGGUGGUAAAAAAUUCACGAAUUGAAAGGAACACCAAUGGUAUAUCAAAUGCCGGAAAUAAAAGAACAGCUAGAGAGUGUCCAAGGAGCUACUGUCGAAAGGAUCAGUAUCAAACUGGAGAUUCGCCAAAAAUUGUUCGAGUCAAAGACGAAGUAGACGGAAUGGAAAAUAGAGAGGGGGUUGAGAAUUCCAACGACGCCAACUUGGCUGUACUCGGUAGAAACAACAAGCUCAACGGAUACAGGGAGUAUGAUCUCGAGCAGAAGAUCGAGGUGGAGAUCAAGAUGCGGGAGGGAUCGGCGAGACUUUUGGCAGCGGCAAGACACAGGGCUCAGAGUCUCGAGGCCGCCAGGGCUCUUCUCACUUCAAAUGAGAGGAUGUCUGCGUAUAUGGCUGAGCUGCAACGACGUAAGAAAGAGGCCAUUAAUAAACCGAGUAAUCCAGUGAGCACAGCGCGGGUAUCACUGUCAGAGCUGAGAGUACCCCUAAUGUGGAGGGAUUCUGAUCAUUUUAAAAAUCGCGGUGACUACAGACGCUUUGCUGUAUUCUGCCUGGCGCGAAUUGGCACUGAAAUACAUGACACGGCGUUACUCUGCCCCGUUGAUCGGGCGCUAACUGAUAUCACGUUUCCAGAUGUUCUGCUCUUCAACAACGUCCUAGCGGAUUUCGAAUUGACCCUAGAAAUUUACAGUCACAUCCUCCAAGAAGACCUCAGUAUUGCCAGCACCCCCCGCAGGAUCAAACGUACAAUCCACUCAUCGAUAUCAAAGACAGUUGGGAAGAAGCUGGCGGCUUCCCUCAGGGACGAGUUGAACUCGGGAAAAAUUGGUCCCCAUUUCGAGUUAAUGGCCUCUGCUAAGUUGACCCUCGAUGACACUGAUGAGAAUAUCCACACUCAUGACUUAGCUAUCAAUAAUCUGGAGAACAAGCAUCACGCUUUGCCACUGUUUGGCCACUUCUGCUGUCGCCUAGCUGCCCAGCCAGACUGCAUGACGAAAGAGGUUGCAACAGGAAAUGUUAAUAUCAAUGGAAGGGACUGCUGGGCUCGUCUCCAAAAUUUCACUAUUCAGAGCUGGGAGUCCAGGAAAUCGGCUGAGGGGGAGCAGAAUCCAAUUUCUACGAUAUUAAUCAACAGAGAGACUUCAAUCCAUCCCACGAAAUCCCAGAAGGAGUUGAAAGUAAUCAACACCUCAGAAGGCACCGAGAAGUCCUCAAUCCUGAAGUUUGACUCGCCAGAGGAGGCCCAGAAGUGGUUGAGGCACUUGACACUUCACGCAAAGGACCACGAGAGAUGGAAGCACGCAGCAGAGACUAUCCAAGAGGUUCCCUGCAUCGAGAGUGCAAGAAAUUCCUUCAUAAGUAGUAAAAGACAAGGAUCUCUGUACGAUGAGACACCCCUCAUUGAGUCUGUGCAAUCGGACUACACAUCCCACACAAGGCCAACAGUUCAGGAGAUCUUUGGCCUGACUCCCAGCACGAGUUUGAGCAGCUGCAGCUCCAACAGUCCACCCAGUCAUCGUUCUCGCUCUCUCAGCACCAGUGGCACGAGAAAAUUGAGCGCAGCUGCCAUAAAAUCUCACUGGCCAUUUUCCAAUAAACAUCAUGAUUAAAAAUAACAGUUUAGAGGGUAGAUAAGAUCGACCAGCUCUUCAUGAGCCACGAUAAUACUCAGAUUAAUGAAAAAUACAAUUAUUACGAUGCGAUUUGCAAUUCCAAGGUUCUGAAAUAUCCUGAAAAUUUCAUUGCAUUUUUCACCCCAAGACUGAAUCAAUCGACAUAAUUCAGAUCUGAUUGAUGAUUUAUUCAUUUGUAGAUUUAAUACUGUCGCCAUAUUCUGUUGAUUGAUUUAUUUCAAUUUAAUUGGUUGAAUUGAGGGUUUUCCUGCCUUUUUCCUUUAUUCUUGGAUUUUUUGUCCGAGGGAUGGUUAUUGAUGGUUCACGAGUGGAGUAGAAUUCGGGGGUAGCUGAUGGGAAUUUUUUUUCCAGGGAGUUUGAGGUCGUACUGAUUGACAAUCUGAUUACUGAUUUUGUGAAGUGGGAGGGGAGAGAUGCAAGAGAGAUUUAAUGCGUUUUGAGAAUAUCUUGGGAUAAGACGAGUUUGAGGAUUUUUUUUUUGUAAUGAAUUACGUGAACUACUUUGGAAAAUCUCUCUAAAUGGCCUUGAUGAAUUAUUAAGAGAACUUUGUAGAGAAUUUUAUUCUCCAAAAAAUAACAAUACUGAGAUGAAUAUAUAAAUAUGACAAUUCGAUUCCUUGAUAAUCACAAGAAUUUUCACUUUCGUGAUCCAUUAAUCAUCUUUAUGAUGAGUUGCUGCAGCAGAAAUUGUGAACAUUUUUUGUAGGAAACUUAAUUUUCUCUUAAAAUCAUUUGUUUCCUAAGUAAUAACCCAUUCAGAAAAAAAUUCUUAUCAAUCGGUAAAUCUUGAUAACCAGUGUUAUUGUAAGAAUUUGAAGACAUUUGCCCUCAACUCACUUAUUAAUGAGAUAUUCACAAAAUAAUCUCACUUCAACGCAGAACAAUAAUCUCGAACAAUUUUUUGCAUAAAAAAUUUUCAUUUUAUAUCGCUUGAGAGAGUUAGAUUGGAAUUCUGUGACUUAUGAUUUUUCAUUUUUGUAUUAUAACGAGUGAGGAUGUUUAUUUCGUUUGAACCGUGAAUAGACAGACGGUUGAGUCAAUGUAGCAAUAGACAGAUUGAUCAUAGUAUUUAAGAGAUGAACUAGAGAUUUUUAUUGGUGAAGAUUUAACCUUCGGAAGAUGAAUCAAUUUGGAGAAAUGUAAAAAAUGUUAACCGAUGAGUUAUAAUAAAUAUAAUAACCUUUA
This is a messenger RNA of Diachasma alloeum, 3426 nucleotides long. RefSeq names its product rhotekin. Gene Ontology annotation, biological process: mitotic cytokinesis; actomyosin contractile ring assembly; septin ring organization. The coding region runs from base 184 to 2217 and encodes 677 amino acids. Lineage: Eukaryota; Metazoa; Arthropoda; Insecta; Hymenoptera; Braconidae. Gene Ontology annotation, cellular component: actomyosin contractile ring. The record is from RefSeq and is a predicted model, not a curated record. The transcript is spliced from 6 exons.